Molecule: messenger RNA, 2057 nt
Organism: Sebastes umbrosus (honeycomb rockfish)
Lineage: Eukaryota; Metazoa; Chordata; Actinopteri; Perciformes; Sebastidae
Product: G-protein coupled receptor 20-like
Exons: 7
Coding region: 177-1277 (366 amino acids)
Biological process (GO): positive regulation of Rho protein signal transduction; phospholipase C-activating G protein-coupled receptor signaling pathway
Cellular component (GO): membrane
Molecular function (GO): G protein-coupled receptor activity
Source: RefSeq, a predicted model, not a curated record
GAGGUGAAACACAUCGGCUUCACCAGACACAGAUUUGACUUGUCCCGGAGUCAGUCUACUGGUUUGACUGGUUAGUCUCUCCUUCUCUAGAGUUUCUGCACCAACUCUGGAUUAUCAUCAUCCUCAUCAUCAUCAACACCACCAUCAUCAUCAUCAUCAGCAUCACCACCAUUAUAAUGGACUUCAACAGCACUGAGUCCUGGCUUUUUAUCAACACCUCAUUUCCCAUCCUGCCUGUAAUAGCCAGUAACAGAAGUGGCAUGGAAGCAUAUCUUCAAAGACUGGCUCAUUUAGACGAGGGGCUCUUCAAGGACUUUUAUGGCCUUUGGAUUACACUGAUGGUCACAAACUCUCUUAUAUUCCUGGUGGGCAUGGUGCUCAAUGUAGUCGCACUUUAUGUUUUCUGUUUCCGCACCAAGCACCAGACCACCUCGGUGAUCUACACCAUCAACUUGGCGGUGACGGACCUCUUGGUGAAUCUCUCUCUGCCGACUCGCAUCAUGCUGUACUACAGCGGAGGAACUUGUCUCACCUGCUCCUACCUGCACAUCUUCAGCUACUUUGUCAACAUGUACUGCAGCAUCUUGUUUCUGACCUGCAUAUGUGUCGACCGUUACCUCGCCAUCGUGCAGGUUGAAGCGUCCCGUCGGUGGAGGAACUCCAGUGUGGCCAAAUGUGUGUGUGUCACUGUCUGGCUGUUUGCCAUCGUGGUCACCUACUCCUUCCUGUCCACUGCUUUCCAGCACCCGGGCUGCUGCCUCUCAAAACUCCUCUUUCUUACCAUCACCGAGUUCUUCCUACCCCUCAUCAUCAUUAUGGUCUUCACGUUGCGGAUUAUGUGGGCACUAGCCGACCCCCGCCUCAUGCAGCAGAGCAGGGAUAGGAGAAGGAGGGCAGUCCAGCUGCUGACCACAGUGCUGAUCAUCUUCACUGUCUGCUUCACACCCUUCCACAUCAGACAGGUGGUUGUGUACUUCCACCCUGAAAUGCCUCAUCAUGUGAUCGCCUACCACUUGACCGUCACUCUCAGCAGUUUGAACAGCUGCAUGGAUCCUGUCGUCUACUGCUUCGUUACAAAUAAUUUCAAGGCCACCAUGAGAAAUAUUUUCCGGCGUGCAGAGCCUGAGCCGACUAGUGGCGACAUCAUCAGCAUGCAGCACAGCUCCAAUAAGGCCUCAGGAGGGAAAGCAACCGCCAGCGCUAAUAAUAUGAUCAUGAUGACCAACAUCCCCACUUCACUGGAGAGAGAUGAUCUGGAGAAGAACAACACACUGUAAAUCCUCUUUCAGAUGGGGUGAAGAGAACCGAGAUUCACUGAGAUGUCACAGUCGCCUGGGGAAAGGACUCCGUAACGUGCCAACCAGUGAUGUAAUGGCACAGUGCUAACAGCUCAGGAUCAACAACCGACGCUGUCGUUAAUAAAUAUGAUAAUAAUAGACCAACCAAUUCAGCUCGGACCUAAAACCUUUUAUAUACUACUUGAAUUAAUUACAACAUUGACAAGAGACAAAUUUAGUCUGCAAUAAACAUUAUCAUCCUGUCAAGAAACCUUCCCACAACUUUGGAUCUUUGACUUUUCAACUGUGAGACAAUCUCACUCACUGCUAGACGAGUUCGCUGCCAAAUUCAAACAAUACAACAGAAUACAAAGCUGACUUGUAUUAUUACUUGAAUCAUAUAAGUGACACAAUACCACGGUAGCUUCCAAAAUUCUAUACUAACAUGCUAUUUAGUACGCUAAAACAGCAUGUGAGAUUUUUUUGUAUGUACGAAACCAUAUGAAACCAACAGUACGCGAAAUGCAUACUAUGUCCGGUGAAAUAUUACAGUAUGCAACGCUGGACACUACAGCAGCGAGAUACAUACUACUGUUUAUUCACACAAAAGUAUGUUGAACGAUAGUACACAUAUUGAGUAUGUAGUGCAUAAUAUGCAAUUUCGGACAAAGCCCAAGUCUCAUUUAAAAGAGAUCUUCCAUCUUCCACAUUCUAAUAUUAGAUAUUUUACCUUUAAAGUGCCCAAAUACACUUCCCUAAAUCAAUUCAUUUUUAAAAACU